Messenger RNA from Drosophila grimshawi, 3207 nucleotides. It is a transcript of the gene Rab32, whose product is annotated as ras-related protein Rab-32. Gene Ontology annotation, cellular component: vesicle; Golgi apparatus; trans-Golgi network. Gene Ontology annotation, molecular function: GTP binding; GTPase activity. The transcript is spliced from 4 exons. The record is from RefSeq and is a predicted model, not a curated record. Gene Ontology annotation, biological process: vesicle-mediated transport. Lineage: Eukaryota; Metazoa; Arthropoda; Insecta; Diptera; Drosophilidae. Bases 215 to 2518 code for a protein of 767 amino acids.
GCAUUUGUUUCGAGUUCGUUGCGGUUGCCACGUUUGCUGUUACCAGAAAAACUAAAGAGAGGCAACAGUUCAAGCUAGAAGGGAUGUCCUGCAUCCCUUGCUGAAACCCACCGAAACCGAACGACAGAAUUGUUAGAUAACAAGUGUAGUAUUUACGACCCUAUUUCAUUUUCCUAUCCCCCGACCGAACCCUACGCGACAAGUGCCUUAUAAUAUGCAAAACGCUGACAACAAAGCGAGCAACAGCCAAUCGACUAAAGCAGAGCAAGACGAAGAAGCAGCAGCAUCAGCAACAGCAGCAACAGUUGAUGAAGAGGAUCAGCAGCCGGAGCUGGAGGAAAAGUUAGAUGAGGAAGUGCCGCAGUCAAAAUUAAAGACACGUUCACGCUUCUCCGCCGCCUUUCGCAGCCUGUCCAAGUCGAAGAGCAAAAAGCCCAAAGAGCUGCCCCAGGCAUCAAGGACGAGAAGUGAGGAGCAGCUGGCGUUGAUAACUGGCGCCGAAGAGGAUCAGAGCAUCGAUAGUGCUGGGGGUGGUGUCCCCAAGAAGAAACGGAGCCUCACACGCCGCCUGCUGUUGGGUGGGCUCAAGUCCAAAGCGAAAGUGCGACCGCACAGCUUAGCGACCAGCGAUGAGAUUAGCUUGAGGAGCAGCAGCAGCAGAGAACGGACAGCGACGGCAACGCCUACAAGCAGCAGCAGCAACACUCUCAAAAUAACCAUCAGUGGCAAGAAAGUCGAGCCGCUGCCAGCCAAAGGCAAAGCGGCCAAACGCAGUAAAAGCAAAAGCCACAACAGCGAAACGGAUUACCUGACACCGACACCACCGACAACACCAACAACAACAGCAGCAGCAGCAACAACUGCAACUGCAACAGCAGCAACAGCUGCAACUGCAACUGCAACAGCAACAGCAGCAACUGGAAAAUCAACAAGCACAACGACAACGCUGACAACAACAACAUCCAAAGAAGACACAACGACGAGCAGCAGCAGCAGCAGUCGCCGCACCACCAAACUAAUUGUGGCCAAGCUGGCCAAAGAGCCCAGCAAGAAGCCGAAGCAGAAGCAGCCAAAGACACAAGCCGAACCGGAGAAAAUCGUUAUCACUGAGAGCAAACGAGAUACACCGCCACGCGAGCGAGCACCCGCCAAGCCGAGUCGCGCCAAUGCAAAUCAGUUGGCCAGCAGCAGCGGAGCAGUGCGCAAGUCGAGCAACACUAGCACCACUAAUACCACCGCCACCAGCAGCAGCAACGUGCCCAGUCGCAAGGAGCGAGAUUUGCUGCAGCAGCAACAGCAGCGCGGACAUCGUGUAAAGCACCGUUCCCUCAGCAAUAGCAGCAACACCGGCACAACGGCCGCUCCAGCAUCUCCUGUGCCGGCGCUAGAGACGCCGCCAGUACAUCCACCACCGCCACCACCACCACAGCCAGCGGCAGCAGCAGGCAAGACCUCCACAAUAGUGGUAGUGAGUCUAAGCGACGUGGAGGAGCAAACGGACGCCGUUUCACUAGCAGAGAGUGCCGGCGCCCAGCCAGUGGUGCGCUUCGAGGUUGGCAGCGCUGUGCGUGGCCCAGCUGCAGACGUCGAUACCUAUGAGGCCGCCCUGCUUGCCGCCGCCACACAGCAGCCCAGCUCCAGCGAGGAGCUCAGUGAUUCGAGCUUGCGUCGCCACACCUUUGCCCAGCAGCCGAAGGUUGCCGUGAGCGAUCACGACAGCAUCGAGGGCAGACGGGAGACGCUACAUUAUCAGUCGGUGCGCGCCGGGGACUCCAUCGAGGUCGACGCCGAUUCGGAGAAGGACGUUGGCGAGGCCAAGCCCAUGCCAGCCUUUGGUGAUCUGACCAUGGAGCAGGAAAUGGAACCGACCAUCAUGGCGCCCAGCAGCGAGAAACGGGAACAUCUGUACAAGAUUCUAGUCAUCGGUGAACUGGGCACAGGCAAAACGUCCUUCAUCAAGCGCUAUGUUCAUCAGUUUUUCAGCCAGAACUAUCGUGCCACCAUUGGUGUCGACUUUGCAUUGAAGGUGCUGCACUGGGAUACAAAUACGAUAGUGCGCCUGCAGCUCUGGGAUAUUGCCGGACAGGAGCGAUUUGGCAAUAUGACCCGGGUCUACUACAAGGAAGCCGUUGGUGCCUUCAUUGUCUUUGAUGUGACAAGGAGUGGCACGUUUGAUUGCGUCAGCAAGUGGAAGGAGGAUCUGGACUCGAAGGUUCAGCUGCCCGAUGGCAGUCCCAUACCCUGCAUACUGCUUGCCAAUAAGUGCGAUCAGGAGAAACAGGGCAUUGUGACGCAGCCGGAACGCAUGGAUGAGUAUGUGCGGGAGAAUGGAUUCGCUGGCUGGUUUGAAACCUCUGCCAAGGAGAACAUCAACAUCGACGAAGCAGCACGUGCCUUGGUGAAUAAAAUACUCAUCAAUGACAAGCUGAUAACUGCCGAUGCGAACGAUGCUGAGAAAUUCAAUCUGAGCAGUGCUGCAGAUGCGAGUGCGGAUUCAAAGAGCAAGUGCUCCUGCUGACCUGGCAAAAAAAAACCCAGGAAGAAAAGCAACAUUACAAUCUAUUGGGCUUUACACACACACACACACCAAAGUCUGAGAUUCUUAUAUAGUAGAUCUGUUCCAUGAUUGUUGAUAAAAAAAAGAAGAUAACUAUAAAUAUGCUUAGGAUCUUUUGUAAAGUGUGUCUAAGACUUAGCGUCAUGCUUAUCAACAUCUUCAUCAUCUAAAAUCACUACGUGUGAGAUAUGCCAACACCUGGCCGUAUAACUUUUACCAGGAGCAGUGCGUGCCCAUAACUUAUCUAUAUUACUUUAUCACGACAGAUACAUACAUACAUUUACAUACAUAUGCAUUUAUCUGCUGGAGCUUAGUGCCUGAGAUAAUGCAGCAUCAUUAUACAUUUGUGUAAAAUACGAAUCAAGUCGUCCUCUUGUUUAUUUCUUAUUUGUUUUGCUUUCGUUACUGAGAUUUUUAUCUUGAAUUUUUAUACGUACGGUACACACAUUACAAUAAUUCAUACAUUAAUACAUAAACUCUGCCAUCUUUAUUUGCAUUUAGAUAAAAAUACGUUAUAUGCAACACACACAGAUUACAGCAGAAAGAAAUUUAUAUAUCUGCACGCAAUCAAAUAAACUUUUUAAUUGUAGUUAAGCCAACGAAAUGUCGUUUUCUUGCUUGUGAAGUAAACAAAUAAAUACGCAACUAAA